GUUUUGUCAUGCGCGAAAAGAAGUGACUCCGUCAACCUCCGUAUCAUUCCUAGCCUGUCCAGUGUUUUCUGCUAAAAAUACUAGAUUUCUAGACUAGAUCCUAUAUUUUAAAUAAACUGGACUGCUGAAGUGUAGAGCCUCUUCACAGGAUGGAAAACCUGAAUGAAAGCUUCCAGUAUUGCAUAGAGGUACAAGAGGGCCUGGAGAGUGAUGAUGGUAAAGUUAUUAUCAUUUACAACUAUGAUGGAGUUGACCUUACCCCAGAACUUCUGGCUAAAACUUUAGAGGAGCUUUCAACUCAAACAAGUCUACAGAGGACUGGUGCUAUGACAGAGCUUUCAGCCCAGGCAAGUCUACAGAGGACUGGUGAUUUGACAGAGGCAACUGUUCCCAGUCUAGAUGAGAUCCAGCUUGAUCCAGUCAUGCUGACCAGUCCAGUGAUCAAGGUAGAGGAGAGUGUUGAGCCCAGUCAUGUGACUGCUGCACCAGACACUGCCAGGACUAACAGUAGUGCCGGGGAAAUGCCUCAACUCACCCUGCUCAAAGCUGAAGACCUAAGGCAUGAAGCUGCUGAGUCUGUUGUGUUCCAUCAAAGUAAUGUUGACUUGACCAGUGGCAGCAAAGAUGGAGCUGCUGAGUCUGUUGUGUUCCAUCAAAGUAAUGUUGACUUGACCAGUGGCAGCAAAGAUGGAGCUGCAUGGCUUGAUGAGCCCGACAGAUGGCAAGCUAAGGAUCUACCUUGUUCAAACAGAGAGAAGGUUCUCAAACUAGAGGCCAAAUGUGAGCCAGCAGACUCAGAAGAGGAUGAGGACAAACAGGAGCAUUGUUGUGAUAGCUGUGCCUUUGUGUGCCAGGGGGAAAUAGAGCUACAGAGGCACAAGAAAAGAGAGCAUAGAGUCAAGGAUCCUUUUGUGUGCAGGCACUGUGGGAAAAGUUUUCAGCAUGAGCUCAGCCUUGUUGUUCACAAACUAGGCCACAAGACCAAGAUGACAAGCCUGCUGACAAAGGUCAGCCAAACUUUUUCUUGUCCACUCUGUCAGUUUGAGUACCAAAAGAAAGGUCAGGUCACAGCCCACAUGAGGACAGCCCACAGCAGUAAAAACUUUGUGCUCUGCUCCAGGUGCAGCUACGCUUGCCUGAACCAGGCGCAGCUGAGCGCCCACAUGGCUUCAGCUGCCCACGAGGGACGUACAUUGUGUCCACUGUGUGGCACAUCCACUAAAGAUAUACGCCAACAUAUCAGACGCACGCACAAUGAAAAUCGUCCAUAUUUGUGUACACAGUGUGGCUUUAAGGCCAAGACCUGGACCCAUUUGAAUACUCACAUGGUCAUCCACGAGCCAGUGAAGCGAGUAAUCUGUGAGCUGUGCCAGUACAGGUGUCACACAAAAGAUCAGCUCAAGAAACAUCUGGUCAAACAUUCCAGUCAAAAAGAUUUCAAGUGUGCUUUGUGUCAAUUUGCCUGCAAAACUAAAAUGAGUUUAAAGAGACACAUGCAAAUCCAUGAAGCUCCCAACAAGUAUGUUUGCUACAUCUGCCAGUUCAGCACCCACGACAAGCUGAUUCUACGACAGCACAAAUCCCAGGAACAUGUCCUGAAAGCUUCUUACAAGUGCCGUGAGUGCCUGCUGGAGUUUGGGCGGGUGGUGGAGCUGAAGAAACAUGCCUUGGCUGAGCACAAGAGUGAAUGGACCCACUUUUGUUCCUACUGUGACUUUGUUGGUCAGACCCUGACUGAGUUGCGCACACACAUGCAGAGCCACUUUGGUAAAUUUAGCUUCUCCUGUGAUGUGUGUGGGUACAUGUGCAGACUGAAAGCCUCCUACCAGCGACAUAUGGAGAGACACAAGAAGGUCAAAAGGUUUUCAUGCACUCUAUGUGCGUACGCCAGUGUGGAGAAGUAUGACUUGCAGAAACAUUAUGUACAUCGUCAUUCAGAAGAGAAACCCCUGGCCUGCCCUUAUUGUGCUUACCGCUGCAAAUUCCAGCCACGCCUCAAUAACCACAUCUCGUAUGUGCACAGUGAUGUCAAACCUUUCUUCUGCAAAAUCUGCUCCUACACUGGCAAGUCUGCAGAGAACCUGAAGAAACACAUGGCCAACCACGGCGUUCUCAUCAAGUCCUUACACUGUGUGCUCUGUGACUAUGCUACUGCAGAAAAAGCCAAAUUAAAACGUCACAUGCAGGUGCAUGUUAAAAAAGCAGUAUUUCAGUUCCAAGAGCCUUUGGCAGCCUGAUUCAUUCUUGUUCCUCUGGAACUAGUUGUACUUGUAGAGUUAAAUCAUAAUAAGCAUUAUAGUGAUAUAAAUAACAUUAAAUAGUUAUACAUAAAUUUAUCGUCAUUAUCUACUAUGUUGGAGGGAUAGAGAUGCCUAUGACCUACUCACACUUUUCACAUUUUUAUAUUUGAAAAAUGUAAAUCACAAAAAUGUAUGUAACCGAGGGGUUAAUAUUGUUGUCCAUUCGCAGCACAUUGUUGGGACAAGGAGGUUUUCUAAAGCUGGGCACACUCAUUCACAUUUAAACAGAACUAGAACCAAACAAAUUAAAACUGGUUCACUCACGGUUCAAAUCAUCCCUUGACACAUUUACACCACUGGCAAACAAUCCAGUCAGACCUUCAACAGAUAUAGUGACAUCUUGAUGACAGCUACAAAAACAUUUGGCCAAAAGGUAUUGUGACAUGUAGCACAACCAUACAACAGUAGCUCUACCAGGUGGCUGGGCAUUGUGCUGACCACACUAUCCCUUCAAAGGUGGCAGAAACAAGUGGACUCCAUUUGAUCUGCCCUAUAGACCACUAGGCAUGUAACGGCACUCGACAGUUGUAACCUGCACCCAAUUAAAAACCACAGUUUUACUUUACAGACACCCUCUUGCAUGUGUGUAGUUGACAAGAUUAGUGUGUGACAACCUAUGUAGUUUACAAGAUUAAUGUGUAGUUGACAAGUUUAGUGUGAAGCUGACAAAAUUGGUUUGUCAGUGUGGGUGAGUUAUAUACAAGGACCCACGGUCUAGAUGACAUCAAGAAUUAGAUUCCACAACUUUUCUUCCUGACAUACAAAUGAUAACAUUUGAAUAAAACAAGUAUUAAAAAAACCUUCA
Messenger RNA from Physella acuta, 3105 nucleotides. Its product is annotated as oocyte zinc finger protein XlCOF6. Lineage: Eukaryota; Metazoa; Mollusca; Gastropoda; Physidae. Gene Ontology annotation, biological process: regulation of DNA-templated transcription. Gene Ontology annotation, molecular function: DNA-binding transcription factor activity, RNA polymerase II-specific; RNA polymerase II cis-regulatory region sequence-specific DNA binding. The record is from RefSeq and is a predicted model, not a curated record.